Pogonomyrmex barbatus (red harvester ant) is the source of this 951-nucleotide messenger RNA. RefSeq lists its product as uncharacterized. NCBI's taxonomy places the organism in Eukaryota, Metazoa, Arthropoda, Insecta, Hymenoptera, Formicidae. The record is from RefSeq and is a predicted model, not a curated record.
CAGGUACAAAAUCUGCACUAUCUUAUCCGGGAGGAUUGGAGGAUAAUACGAACUGAAUUAGAAAGCAAGAUUAUAUUAAAACAUGCUCAUAACUCUCAAAUUUACAAUAUCUAUAUAUUUUGUCUUUUGUUUACAUACCUUACAGUGAGCAUCAAUUUUGUAAUAAUCGGUAUAGUCAUGGUUCAGUUUCUUCCAAAUAUCCUUGACAUUGUUUUACCAUUGGAUGAACCACGACCACGUAAACCUAUUAUUAUGGCGGAAUAUUUCGUUUUACAUAAUAAGUAUUUUUAUACUAAAAUACUGCAUGAAAUUGUACUUAUUGUAAUAUAUACAUCAAUACUAUUUGCGACGUCGUCACAAUUGUUAGUAUUUAGCUGUCACUCUUUUGGGAUGUUCAAAAUUUGCAGUCAUCGAAUAGAAUAUUCCAUCGAGGAUAGCGUACUACAUGUACCAAAUCCAGGAAAGAAAAGCGCAAUUUACAGAAGAAUAAUGCAUGUUGUAAUUGCGCAUCGUAGAGCUAUGGACUUUUGCAACAUUAUGAUAUCAUCAUUUAAUAUACCAUAUUGCAUCAUAACUAUUGUCGGAUUAAUAUCAUUAAGCAUCAAUUUAUAUGGAUUUGUUGAAGCAGUAAUAAUAUCAAAGAACAUGGAAAACUUUACAAUGUAUUUUUUCACCACAACAGGCCAUUUAGUUUAUAUGUUCGUAGCAAAUUACAUUGGACAGAAAGUUAUCGAUUACAAUAACGAACUUUUCAAAUUAUCAUAUGAUACAUCAUGGUACUUAAUGCCUGUAUCAUCACAAAAAUUAAUUUUAUUUUUAAUGCAAAAAACUGGUAAAGAAUUUUAUUUCACGAUUGGCUCUAUGUUCAUCGCAAAGUUGGAAAGUUUCGCCACAGUAAGAAAUAAGAAAAAUAGAAGAAUGUAACAAAGUAUAAGAAUAUAUAAAAAUAAG